Molecule: messenger RNA, 825 nt
Organism: Boleophthalmus pectinirostris (great blue-spotted mudskipper)
Lineage: Eukaryota; Metazoa; Chordata; Actinopteri; Gobiiformes; Gobiidae
Gene: tex30
Product: testis expressed 30
Exons: 5
Coding region: 38-757 (239 amino acids)
Source: RefSeq, a predicted model, not a curated record
GCAUUCUUCACGUCUCAAAAGAACAUUGUUGACGGAAAUGAAUGGAGAGCAUGAACCAGGCAUGGAUGCACAGCUGUUUACUGAGGAAAAUCUACAGAUCCCAUUUGGGACCAAGAAGCUUGUGGCCGUGCUGUGUAGAUCCACUGUUCCAGUGAAGGAUGGGGCUGAUACUGGGGUCAUUUUAACCCACGGAGCCGGAGGAGACAUGAACUUCAGACAGCUGGUUUCUCUCGCUCAUGCUUUAGCCGCUAAGGGCUUCCUCUCUCUGCGAUUCACAUGUAAAGGACUCAAUCUGGUUUAUAGAGUAAAGGCCUAUCAUGCUGUUUGGGACUACUUGAAGACAGAGUUUCCUACAAUAAAACACAUCUAUCUUGGUGGCAGGUCAAUGGGGUCCCGUGCAGCUGCGGCUCUGCUCCGACAGCUGAGUGAUGGCACAGAGGAUACAGCUCAGGGCCUUAUCUGCCUCUCCUUCCCCCUGCACCCCCCCUCACAGAGAGAUGCCUAUCACCAACGCAGCCAGGACCUCCGGCAACUGCCCCAACAUACCACCGUUCUCUUUGUGUCGGGGACUCAAGAUGACAUGUGUGAUAAAGAUCUUAUGAACAAAACAGUGGAGGACAUGAAGGCACAGGUCGAUGUCAUGUGGCUGAAUGGAGGCAGCCAUGGACUCGCUGUAAAAGGGAGGUCUGAGGAUUCUGUGAUGGAGGAAGUCAACUCAUAUGUCAUCGCAUGGAUUUGUAAGCAAGUAGUGAGAUAGAAGUGCAUAUUUUUAUAUUUGUAUUUUUAUAUAUUUCACUUGAAUAAAGACUAUUUGGUCAUAAUGUC